Aspergillus chevalieri is the source of this 1467-nucleotide messenger RNA. RefSeq lists its product as uncharacterized. Gene Ontology annotation, biological process: intracellular transport. Gene Ontology annotation, cellular component: nuclear pore; cytoplasm. The coding region runs from base 1 to 1467 and encodes 488 amino acids. The transcript is spliced from 6 exons. Lineage: Eukaryota; Fungi; Ascomycota; Eurotiomycetes; Eurotiales; Aspergillaceae. The record is from RefSeq and is a predicted model, not a curated record. Gene Ontology annotation, molecular function: GTPase activator activity.
AUGGCAUCGAAUUCGCGGCGGAAUGCGGAGGUAGAAGGGGAUGUGCCAAUGGAGCCUGUUGAGCAGAAGGCUACUACAGAUGAAACCCAGACAUCCGAUAAUGACGGCGGCGAACGCCCGGUGCGAAGGAAGCUGAAGGAAACCUCUAUCACCUCGGCCCCGCAGAGCUUGAACCCCGCAAACGCCGAAGAGUCGCAGCACGGUGGAAACAGCAGGGCUAGCAGCAGGGGCAGGAAGCGAUCAUUCAACGAAGACGAACAGGAGAAUAAUGAGGAGGACGCCGGCCACAGACGGAAAAGGUCGCGCAGUUCGAAUGUCGAAGAAGGUAUUGGAAAAGUCCAAAAUGACCUGUCGUCGAAGAUUAUGAGCCCGCAGAAGAAGAGAAGCCGGGACCAACUGGAUAAGGAGGAACCCAAGAUAGGGGCCGCGGCCGGCAAGAAGGUUACUGAGGAUUCCGCUGAAAAAGAGGCCAAGCCAGCAGCGGAAGGGGAACCCGAGAAGAAGCGGCAUCGGGAUGAUUCUCAGGAGAGGGGGUCGAAGGCUCCCCUUCCAAGCGCUUUCGCGAACACUUCAUCUGUUUCCCCCUUCGGGUCCAUUGGAGUUUCGAAACAAGCUGCCAAGGAAGAAGACAUUGCAAACAAGCCUCAAACUACUUCCAAGUCUGCCUUCGCCUCGUCGAGUUUAGCUGCUUUCUCUGGUUCCGAACAGUCGCCUUUCAGCUCCAUUGGAGGUUCUACCACAUCCGUGUUCAGAAAACCGGCUACUACGGAGCCUGAGAAGCCUAAGACCGGAUUUGCUGCAGCAGAGGGGCUUUCACCGUUUGCCGCCGCUGCGCCUUCUGGAUUUGGAGGCAUGAGCUCUGGGUUUGCUGGUUUCAGUGGCGGAUUUGGUGCGGCCGCUAAGACAGGGGGAGGCCUUACCAGCUUUGCUGCCCCAGGUGGUUCUAGUCUUUUGAACAGUACCUCCGCCAAACCUUUCGGGGCUGCGGAUGAGGACGAGAAGGAAGACGAUGAAGAAGAAGAUGAAGCCGAGAAGGGUCCUGGGGAGUUUGAACAAGACAAGACUGAUGAGAGAUUCUUCGAGCGAGAGAUUGAAACCGGUGAGGAGGAAGAGAAGACAUACUUCUCCUGCAAAGCGAAGCUCUUCCAAUUCUCCGACAAGGAAUGGAGAGAGCGCGGCAUCGGUACCUUCAAGGUGAAUGUUAAAGUAACAGACGGCAAGGAGGAUAAGAAAGCCGUACGAUUGAUCAUGCGGGCCGAUGGCGUUGGGCGUGUUAUGCUCAAUACGCCGAUUUUCAAAGGCAUGAAUGUCGGCGAUGCUACAGGCAAAGAACCUAAGGCAACAAAGCAGAUUCUCCUGGCUAGUCUGGAGAGUGGUCGUUCUGCUCCGAUCCUGCUUCGGACCGGAAGCGAGGACAACGCAAGGGAUCUCUACAGAGUCGUUUGCGACUUACUGAAGGAACAAUAG